Molecule: messenger RNA, 2660 nt
Organism: Haliotis rufescens (red abalone)
Lineage: Eukaryota; Metazoa; Mollusca; Gastropoda; Lepetellida; Haliotidae
Exons: 3
Coding region: 1034-2623 (529 amino acids)
Source: RefSeq, a predicted model, not a curated record
GAAAUGGUAUCUUCCACAGUUCAGUUAUGUCUCACAUGGUUAAUAAUGAUUUUUAUAUUUAAUUGAAACUACUCUGCCAUGCUAACUUGAAUACUGUAGGAUGCUGUGUAAAACACUUACUAACUCAUUUACAGUCUAAAAUGUCAAAUUAAUCAAUUUGUCGGUUUGAGAAUACAUAUUUGCUGCACAUCUGAACACUUGAUGAGUGAUAUGAUAACAUAUGGCAAGCGGGGCAACAGUAGACACACGUCCAAUACAAAGAAAUUACAAGGUCAGUAGAACUCUUUAUCUUGUGUUCCCAGCAGUAGCGUCAGGUCCUACCUGGCACCUCAUACCCAUGGACGACAUGAGAGUACGGAUCACAGUUGGGAAUGUCGGCCAAGCCGGGCUGUAGUGCACGUGCAUGAUGUAGCAGUGUCUGUGAUUCAAGAUGGCGCAGUUGAAGCAGCGAUUCAGCUCUCCCGGGUUCAGAUCUGGCGAGCUUGAGGACCAUGGAGGACAUGUACACUAAGGUGCGGUAAGAGUGCUGAUGCCACGUGCUGUAUGCCGUCGUGUUGAAACAUGCGUCAGCAUGGGUCAUAAUGUGAACAACCUGCGGCUUCGGGAUUUUAUCGGGAAACAUCGACUUUUUGCCUGCUUCCAGCACUGUUUCCUGGAUUCAAGAGGGCAGCACGUAGUGCCUUGAAGACAUUCGACUUAUACGUACUGGGCAUUUGUGAUAAACUGACUUGCUUUUGCAUCUGUUUGUGACGAUUGCCAUUGGUGGGCAGGAUAACCUCACCUUUUCGCGAACACCUGAUGUCAACGCUUUGUGAUAGUGAUUCAUAAACACAUACUUUUGACAGUCGGAAUCGUACGAUGGCCUCUGCUUUCAGCAGAGAGUUCUUAUCAUUAUGAAACAGCAUUGCAAGCGAAACCCUGUGUUACAUUUUGUUUUACUGUCUUAUCUCCUUAAAUAUGACACCUUCUCACAGUGUUUCAUGACUCGACAGAAUUGUCCAUAUUUUGUCACCAGACCAAUAUAUAUCCGUAUAUGUCGGCCAUCUCCUUCACAUUAACCAGAACAAUGCUACUGUCAACACCAACAUUGCUGCUGGUCGUUGCUCUCAUGCAACCCGCUCUGUCCAGCAACCUAAACUCCCUCCAUGGUAUCGCCUUCAUCUCCGUGACGACGGACAACCUGACAGCGUCCACGCAGUUCUACACUCAGGUUCUUGGUGGGAUGCUGGUGCCAGAGCUGUCCUUCACCUUCAGUGGAGAUUCUCACUACUACCGGAUGUUCCAGAAGGAGAUCCUGGACGCCAGAACACAAGGGGUUAACCCUGCCCAGCUGGGAAUACCAGAUAUAGGAGAUAACGGUACUCACGAGGUGCGCGGCAACUUCAUCAUCUUUGACAACGGCAUCAUCCAACUUGUAGAGUAUGUGCUGAGAUCAUCCUCAUCUGACAUCGUCUUCGACAUCCGUGACCGUCGCACCAGCCCCUGCUACAUCGCAGCCCCACAUAUAUGUUUCUGGGUCAAGGAUGAUGUCGAUUUCAACCACUACAUUGCGGAGCUAGAAAGAAAGUCACAUGGCCUUGGGUUCCAUCAGGUCAAGGUCAACAGACCAGUAACAGUUCACAACGAGGCUGAGCGACUGGCCGUUCCUGAAAACCAGCUUGGUAUUACAUUUUCCAAUGGAGACUUUGCUGGUUUAUCAUUCGCCUACUUUAAAGGCCCGAGGGGAGAACAACUGGAACUGUACCAAAUUCAGAAUCAAUCCCGCUACCACCUCGGCAGCGAUUACUGCCGACGACGGGGCGUGGCCACAGCCUUCUUGGACAAGCAUCCUGACAACAGAUGGAAGAAAGCUGCAGGAGUCAGUGGUCAACUUUACGGGAUGUUCCAGUUUGGGACAAGAACAGAUGACCUCUCAAAGUCCGUCAACUUCUACACACAGGUCCUCGGUUCAGAGCUGGUUCAUAAACCACUGCAGGCAGUGAACGUCCGAGGAGAUGACGUUGAAAACAUGUUGUUCCAGAAAGAGAUUCUUGAUGCGUUAUCGUGGGGAACUGAGCCCAGGGAUAUAGGGGUUGCAAAUGUUUCUCUGGCAGGAUCUGACAGACUGGAUCACAGAUUUAACCUGUUUGAUAAUUAUGUAGUGGAGACUCUGUUGUAUACAGCGGGAAAAUCUCUGUCAGAUCCCAAGUUCAACCCCAGAUACAAUUGGAGUAGCCCUGCCUACAUCAACAACAUGCACGUCGCCUUCUUAAUUGACGACAACGUCGACCUUAACAACUUUCUACAUGACACAGAACUGAAAGCUACCAGGAAUAAGUUCCCUGAGUUUAAGGUCAAUAGAGCAGUUGAUGUGCCGAGAUUAGGUGCUAGCGUACCCUUACCACAGUACAGUGCAGCGUUCACUGAUGGACCUCUGAAGGGCUUUAACUACGUGUUUGCUAAGGGUCCAGCAGGGGAGCAGCUAUCCUUUGUUCAGUUCAAGGGUCCAGCAGCAGCCAAGCUGAAGUCAGCCCUGGUGCGGUAUUCGGCCGUCAGCACAGCUUUCAAGGAGACGAAUCCGUGGGCCAGAAAAGAAUAUGACAAGUUUUGUUCUAAAUAUCCCAGCAAUCCUGUUAUUGGCUGAAAUAAUAUCCAGAAAUAAAUCAGAUGGUUUGAAAUAU